AUGGCUUCCGUCCUCCACGCACAGCUUCCAGCUUUCGUCUUCUCCCUGUCCCUUCUUCUCUCCUCUGCACUUGGGGCGAGGGUGGUGUGCGAGCAGCUGACGGCGGAGCUGUGCGCGUUCGCCGUGUCGUCCACGUCGCGGCGGUGCGUGCUGGAGAACACGCACUGCGCGGGGCGGCCGACGGAGUACCAGUGCCGGACGUCGGAGGUGGUGGUCGAGGACGGCCGGCUGUCGGGGCUGAUGGAGACCGACGGCUGCGUGCGCGCGUGCGGCGUCGACCGCGCUACCGUCGGCAUCUCCUCGGAUUCCCUCCUCGACCCGCGCGUCGCCGGCGCGGUUUGCUCCCCGGCCUGCCUCCGGGGAUGCCCCAACAUCGUCGACCUCUACUCCAACCUCGCCGCCGGAGAGGGUAACCACACUCAAUCAUCGUCACAGCACAAAUCACUUAAUUUUGUUUCUUGUAUGUGUUUGCUUUUGGAUGAAACUUAUUAG
Miscanthus lutarioriparius is the source of this 492-nucleotide messenger RNA. Lineage: Eukaryota; Viridiplantae; Streptophyta; Magnoliopsida; Poales; Poaceae. The record is from the annotation of a GenBank genome assembly.